GCCUUUCGUCUCAUUCCAGCCGGCACGUGCUUUCGUCUUCUGAAGUACUGCCUACGUUGAUCUCACCUCCUUCUGAACUAUCUCGUCUAGUUCUACUUCAGCGUAUCCGCACAGUCAAAAUGAGCGACGAGUCGACCAACAUCCCCGCUGACCCUGCGGAACGAUUCGCAAUCGGUAUCUCGUUUGGCAAUACUUCCAGCUCGAUCGCUCGCCUCUCCCCUGAGGGAAAAGCUGAGGUUAUCGCCAACGAAGAGGGAGAUCGUCAAAUCCCAUCAGUUUUGUCCUAUAUUGAGGGAGAGGAAUAUCACGGUACCCAGGCCAAGUCCCAGCUCAUCCGCAACCCCCGGAACACCGUUGCGUAUUUCAGGGAUUAUCUCGGCAAGGAUUUCAAGUCGAUAGACCCUACACCAUGCCACCAGUCCGCACACCCCCAACAGAGCGACUCAACCGUGGCCUUCUCUAUCCGUGAUACGAGCAGUGAGGAACCCAGCACUGUAACCGUCUCUGAGAUCACGACCCGUCAUCUCCGUCGUCUGAAGCAGUCUGCAUCUGACUUCCUUGGUAAAGAAGUCAAUGCCGUUGUCAUCACCGUUCCUACAGACUUCUCCGAUGCUCAGCGCGAAGCUCUUAUUGCGUCAGCCAAAGCUGCUGGUCUUGACGUUCUCCAGCUUAUCCACGAGCCUAUUGCUGCCAUCCUCGCUUAUGAUGCCAGGCCCGAAGCUACAGUGACAGAUAAACUGGUUGUGGUUGCUGACCUCGGUGGCACACGGUCUGAUGUCGCCGUUGUUGCAUCUCGCGGAGGCAUGUAUACCAUCUUGGCCACUGCCCACGAUUACGAACUGGGAGGUUCUUCCUUGGACCAGAUCGUCAUCGAUUACUUUGCCAAGGAAUUCAUCAAGAAACACAAGGUUGACCCGCGCGAGAACCCCCGCGGUCUUGCCAAGUUGAAGUUUGAGGGCGAGGCCACAAAGAGGGCCCUUAGUCUGGGUACCAACGCUAGCUUGAGCAUUGAGAGUCUUGCGGACGGAAUUGACUACGGCUCUACUAUCAACAGGACGCGUUACGAGCUGCUAGCGGGUAAGGUCUUUGGUCAGUUUACCAGCCUCAUUGAGUCCGUGGUCAAGAAGGCGGGUCUGGAUGUCCUUGACAUUGAUGAGGUCAUCCUGUCCGGCGGAACUUCACACACCCCUAAGAUUGCCCAGCUGGUCCGGAACAUCUUCUCUGAGAAGACCAAAGUCCUUGCUCCCUCGACGACAACUACUGCCAUAAACCCCUCGGAAUUGGCCGCCAGGGGUGCGGCUAUCCAGGCUUCCCUCAUUCAAGAGUUUGACAAGGAGGAUAUCGAACAAUCCACGCACCCUGCAGUUACCGUUACCCCUCACCUUAAGAACGCAAUCGGUGUCGAAUUUGUUGCGGGAGAUCACCUUCACUUCAAGCCGCUCCUUAAUUCUGAGACUGCUCUCCCCGCACGCCGUGUUGCGCGGUACUCUGUAUCGAAGGAUGGUGGCGAUGUUCUAGUCCGCAUCUGCGAGGGUGUUCGGCACAUCAAGGUUACCAAGCCCGAGCCCAAGCCGAAGGAGGAGAAGCCCGCGAAGACAGAAGAUGAUGAGGACGAGGACGAGUCGGAUUUCUCUUCGGAAGAGGAAGACGAUGAGAUCCGUGAGUUGGUCUGGAAGACCGAGAAGCCCAUCGCCGAACUGGCUGUCAAGGGCGUUAAGGCCCAAGGCAAGGUCGAGAUUAUGGUCCAUGUGAACUCUGACUUGAGCCUGCAGAUUACUGCCAGAGAAGUUGAUGGCCAGAGUGCUGUCCGCGGCGCCGUUGAGGCCCCCAAGGCCUAAAAAGCUAUCGAUCAUCUUGGAACCAGUUUGUGCUUGCUUUACAAAAUAGAAUCUGCAACGUCAUGGAUAAUGUUUUUCCUUGUCUUUCUACCAUAUAUUUGCAUUCUCAUUGAAAAAGGUUUUUCACAUCGUAAACGUCUUAUCCAUUUGCAUUCUGCAUUCCUCCUUUCCACACCCAUGUCUGCCCUGGUCCAGCAGAACAGCUCACUAUGUCCACCUCUCAGCGCCGUUUAUUUCAACUGCUUCAUGCUGCGAGGGUCGUUCGCCGAACCAAGAGAGGAGAAAAGCAACAAGAUUAAUUGAAUGUAUAUAUAGACCAUCAACGCAAUAGACAAGUCGGAAAAUACUACUACUUCGCUGUUGCUCCUCAUAUACCUAUCAUAACACAAGAAAGAUUAGAUACAGGCGAAGUUUUCAACCAACUGCAGGAUCUAAUCUCACCACAACCAAUACAAAAACCUCCCCUACUCUCUGUUGUUGCAUGAUAGCAAGAUAUUGACAUUAUGAUUAUGAUUAUGAUUAUUUCAUUAAUAAUUAUCAAUGUUGUAGAUAAAUCAGACUGCUAAUCAUGGCAGGUCUCCAUAUCGAGUGAGACGAUGACCUUCAAAGAAGGGCUUUGAUCAAAAAGGUGCAGCCAAGCCCG
This is a messenger RNA of Monascus purpureus, 2481 nucleotides long. The record is from the annotation of a GenBank genome assembly. Lineage: Eukaryota; Fungi; Ascomycota; Eurotiomycetes; Eurotiales; Aspergillaceae.